Messenger RNA from Quercus lobata, 1086 nucleotides. RefSeq lists its product as uncharacterized. Gene Ontology annotation, molecular function: nucleic acid binding; zinc ion binding. The record is from RefSeq and is a predicted model, not a curated record. Lineage: Eukaryota; Viridiplantae; Streptophyta; Magnoliopsida; Fagales; Fagaceae. Bases 1 to 1086 code for a protein of 361 amino acids. The transcript has a single exon.
AUGAAGAAUAAUGGGAAGUUGUUUGGCAAAGGGAGAUUCUCAUCAUCCAAAAAUGAUAAAAGAGAAUACAAGAAGAAGGAUGGGAAAGAAUCAUCAUCAGCCCAAGGAAUCGUGUGUUAUGAAUGCAAUGGUCAUGGACACCUAAAGAAGGAAUGUCAAAACUACUUGAGAGGAAAAGGUAAAGUGCUUGCUACUACCCUUAGUGACUUGGAGAGCUCAAACUCCGAUACGGAAGGAGAAUGUGAUAGUGAUGGAAAUUAUUCUUCUUUCAUGGCAAUUACCACCGUUGAUUAUAAAGAUGAGUUGAACGACUUGGUUGAUGAGCUAGGUGUACAUUCCAAAGGUGAAGAAGUUGAAGAUUCGGAAAAUGGGGAUGUGUACCUAAAUGAAAGUGAGAAGAACCUUCAAGAAGUGUAUAAUGUGUUGCUUGAAGAUUGUGGAAAAUAUGCCAAAGUUGCAAAGAAUGUUGUUAAAAGGAUGAAGAAAAUUGAAGAAGAGCAUACGUUCACACUUGUGCAAUUUAAGGAAACUAAAUGUGAAGUUGAAGAGUUAAAGGAAGAAUUGCUGAAUGCCUACUUUAAAAUCAAUUUCCUUGAACUUGAAAUAAUCCAAGCAAAUGUCAAAGUGGAGCGCAUUUCCGCCAAGAAACUUGACAGUGUGCUCUCUUCACAAAAACCUUCAAAUGACAAGACCGGACUAGGCUAUACCGGUGAAGGAAGCUCAAGUAGCAAACCCAAGAAGGAAGUGAGGUUCGUGUUGGCCAAAAAUGUAGAGAAGCCCAAGGUAGAAAAGCCCAAAGUGGAAAAGCCUGAGGUUGAGACCCUUGUUGUUGCAAAGAGAACCGUUGGUGUAAAACCAAAGGAAAAAUGGAAGUUAUUACCCAAAAGUCAAAGGGAACCUCAUGUAAAGCAUUUUUGUCAUCAUUGUGGUGUACGAGGACAUACAAGACCAAAUUGCUUCAAGCUUCAGGCACUCAAGAGGGCUGAUUCUUUGCGUGGCCAAGACAACUCAAGAAGAAUGCCAAGGGAAUUCAAACUAAAGGAGGAAAUGAGGGACAACUCAUUGGAGAUGUUAUGGAAAUGUUGA